AUGCGAGGUAAGAUUCCAGCUGAUCAACUCCAAUACGAUCCGGAAAUUGAAGCUAUAGCUAGGAGGAACAACAACAAAACAAAGAAGAGAAAGCAACUUGCCAAGUCGAGGAAGAGGCAAGAAUCAUCAACUUCUUCAAAUCAAGAACAAGGAACAAUGGCUGCAGCUGGAGGUGGUGGCAUUCAAGAUGAAAAUGCAGGUUUUGUGAAUUUUACUCCGAGGAACAUGACAAGGAUAGGUAGACCUGCAGGCAAUGAAAGACCAAUGGAGAUGAAGUCUGGAUUGGUACAGCUGAUGUACGCCAAUCCAUUUGCGGGUUUAGACCAUGAGAAUCCGCACACGCAUUUGACAAAGUUCUAUGAACUUUGUGGCACGGCUGGUCUUACACAAGCUGAGGAAGAAGCUGUGUUUCUGAGGCUUUUUCCCUUGACUCUACUUGGGCAAGCAAAGGAGUGGUUUUUAGAUCAACCACAAAGUAGCCUUACCGAUUGGAAUGAACUUGAACGGAAAUUCUUUGCAAGGUAUUUCUCUGAUUCUAAAUUUAUGGAUUGUAAAACUGCGAUUUCUGCUUUCUCUCAGGGUGCAGGUGAAAACUUAUGUGAAACUUGGGAGAGGUUUAAAUCGUUGUUGAGGAAAUGCCCGAACCAUGAGUUUGAUGCAAGGUCCCAAAUCCAUAUCUUUCGAAAGGGCUUGCAGCAACCAACUAGGUUGAUUCUGGACGCAACAUCCGGUGGUUCUUUAAUGGCUAAAUCGCCCAUUGAAGCCAUUCAAAUCAUUGAAGCGAUGGCCUUAAAUGAUCAACAAGAUCAACAUCACCGAGGUUCACCUAGGAGAAGAGGAAUGAUUGAGCUUGGAGCGACUGAUGCUAUGUUAGCUCAAAACAAGCAGCUCCAACAACAACUGGACGAAGUAAAGCAAACACUGAAAAAUCUGCCCAAACAGCUAAAGGAGAUGCAUGAUUCCUCUUCUAGAAAACAGGUAUAUAUAUGUGAUGUUUGUGCAGGUGAUCAUCAUACUAGUAGUUGUGAUCAGAAUCAAGAAGAAGUGAACUAUGUGGGAAAUCAGCAGAGGCAAGGUCAGUAUCAAGGAAACUACCCCAGGGGAGGAAAUCAAAAAUAUAAUCAACUUUGGAGGCAAGAUGCAUGUCCCUCAUCUAGCAGGGCACCACCAUUACCUUAUCAGAAUCAACAAUACCAACAACCACCAGUGGAUAGGACUGCAAAGCUAGAAUACACUCUGAAUCAAUUUAUGCAGGUUUCAAUAUCCAACCAUAAAAAUACUGAUGCAUCUAUUAAAAACUUAGAAAUACAGGUUGGACAGAUGGCUAAACAAUUGAGUCAGCUGACUACUGAGCAGAAAGGGAAGUUCCAUGCCAAUACAGAAGACAAUCCUAGGGAGCAUUGCAAUGCAAUAUUCACAAGAAGUGGGAGAGUAGUUGGUGGAGAGGUUGAUGUGGAUGAAGAGAAAAAUGAGAGCCAUGAUCCAAAAGAGAGUGAAAAAGAGGAAGAAGUUGAAAAAGAAGAAGAAAGGAAUAAAAGGGAGAUUGAUCAUGAGAGGCAAAAGAGGAGAUUUCUAGAUAUUUUCAGGCAUUUGAACAUCACAAUGCCAUUUUCUGAGGCAUUGGAGCAAAUUCCCUCCUAUGGCAAGUACAUGAAAGAGCUUUUGAACAAAAAGGACAGGUUGAAAGCACUGCAUGAAGAUGAGGUGAUUCAACUCAAUGGACGUUGUAGUGCAAUUCUACAACGCUUACCACCUCCAAAGCAUAGAAGUUCCAAGAGUCUUGUCUUGCCGGUUAAACUUGACAACAAUCAAUCCUGUAAUGCACUGAUAGACUCUGGGGCUACUAUCAAUUUAAUGCCUCUUUCCUUGCUGAAAAGGUUGGGAGAUGUGGAAGUAGAGCCUACAGGGAUGACGCUGCAACUAGCUGAUAAAUCAGUCAAAUUACCUCAAGGAAUUGCAGAGAAUGUGACUGCGAUGGUGGAGCAGCUAAAUUUCCCAAUAGACUUUGUGGUUGUAGAUGUUCCUGAAGACAAAGAGAUCCCAAUCAUUUUAGAGAUGCCAUUCAUUAUCACUGCCAGGAUAGCAUUUGAUGUAGAUACUGGGAUCCAAAAGGUGAGACAAGGUGAAGAUGAGGUACAUUUACAGUUUUUAGUGAUAAUCAUCACCGACAAAGCAAAGGUAAAGUUUUCUCAUUCCUCCCUCAAUUUGAUUUCACAUUCUAGAGCUCUAAAUUUGGAGAUUUUGAUUGUGCAAGCACUGAUGAGCAUUGAGGAAUUUGUGGUCUCAUUAGGAAAAGAAUUGCAUGCUUUGAAUAGGACUGCUGUUCAGGAGCAAAUGUUGCAGCACAGACAGGGUCGUGAUGCUUGGCCUGAGGACAGGCCGAAUUCCAGGGAGGAGGAGAGAGCUGCUGGACAUGGAGAUGGAGAUGAAGCUACUACUUCUGCAGCAGCUAACUUGAGAGCUAAUGAUUACAUGAUUGCUGUUCAGGAGCAGGAUGGAGUUGAGGAUUGA
Lotus japonicus is the source of this 2511-nucleotide messenger RNA. RefSeq lists its product as uncharacterized. Bases 1 to 2511 code for a protein of 836 amino acids. Gene Ontology annotation, biological process: proteolysis. NCBI's taxonomy places the organism in Eukaryota, Viridiplantae, Streptophyta, Magnoliopsida, Fabales, Fabaceae. Gene Ontology annotation, molecular function: aspartic-type endopeptidase activity. The transcript has 4 exons. The record is from RefSeq and is a predicted model, not a curated record.